CAUUGUUGCCACCACUGGUCUUGCUUGGCGCUCUUUCUUGUUGUCGCAUCAAUUUCGCAAAUAUUUUUGCUGUUUUGCUGUAAAGAAAAAUCAACUAAAAUGAUGGAACCCUUUGAUCCACGCUCCAUCAUCAACGCCAGCAUGAUGAAAGAGUUUGCCGCCCAGACCAUCAGCAUUAUGGUGAGUGUGGAUAGUGUCGCCGGCUCCACACUGCUGGCCACUUCCACGGACAAUCAAAAGCUGCGCAUCAAUCUGUCCACCGCUCUGGAUGCCGCCGCGGGGGAUUGGGUCGAGGUGAUUGGUGUGCCCCAUGGUGCUGAUACCAUACGGGCCAAGGAGGUCAUUCAAUUUGGCGGCGAGAAUAUUGAUUUCGAUACGGAUGGCUACAACGGCGCUGCCCAGAUGCUGAACAAUGUCAAAUCGUUCUACCGCUCCGGCUGAAGACGGCCUGAGCGUGCUCGUUGGCCCCUAAUUAGUUUACUUUUCUUUGAAUAAAAUAUAAGCAUA
Molecule: messenger RNA, 507 nt
Organism: Drosophila obscura
Lineage: Eukaryota; Metazoa; Arthropoda; Insecta; Diptera; Drosophilidae
Gene: RPA3
Exons: 2
Coding region: 100-441 (113 amino acids)
Biological process (GO): double-strand break repair via homologous recombination; DNA replication; mismatch repair
Cellular component (GO): site of double-strand break; DNA replication factor A complex; nucleus
Molecular function (GO): single-stranded DNA binding; damaged DNA binding
Source: RefSeq, a predicted model, not a curated record